Molecule: messenger RNA, 381 nt
Organism: Symbiodinium sp. CCMP2592
Lineage: Eukaryota; Dinophyceae; Suessiales; Symbiodiniaceae
Source: the annotation of a GenBank genome assembly
AUGUCAAAGAUCCGCAUGUCAACGAUCCGCAGAGCACUGUACCGUUUAUUACUGGCCAAUCGUGCGCUGUGGAGCCUCCUCCCAUCCAACGAUCUGCGCCGAGGCGAUGCAGGGGCGAAGACCCUGGCCGCGGCCGUCUCGAGCGUCACGAAGAUGGAGGAGGUGUCCCUGAACCUGGAGAUGUGUGACCUAGGCGCGGAGGGUGCCGGUGCCCUCGCCAGCUCCAUCGGCAUGCUGGAGAAGAUGCAGAAGCUCAGCCUGAACCUGAAGGGCAACAAACUCUGCCCAGGGCCGAGAUCGUUUCCGGCAUUUUUCAGUUUUCGGUUCGGAAGAGCGCGGCGAGCGAUGAGCACAUGUCCGAAAGGCCUCUUCGUGACAUGA